AUGGCCAAAAAGAACGCCAAUACCGCUGCCGCAAAGGCAGCGAAGAAAGCCAAAGCUCAACAGAAAUCCGAGAAGAGAGAGAAGAAGAAAGUCUUGAAGGAAUCUGGUAAUCUUCCCAAUGGCGCGAAGAGCGGGAGCGGGAAAAAGGGAGGAAAGAAGAAUGCAGAAGAUUCGGACGAUGAUCUGGAGGCCAUAUUGGCUCAGAUGCAAAAAGAAUGGGAAGCUGCCCACAAGGUGACUGAAGAACUUGUCGAAGGGCCCCCUUCUCGACGCGCGAAUGCGACGCUCACAGCGUGUCCAAACGGCGGCCACCUAUGGUGUGUAGGAGGGGAAUGGUUCAGCGAGGACGGGCGGGCUCACUUCUAUAACGAUACUUUCCGGUACACGCCAGAGAAGGACGAAUGGCGAAAGUUCGUCUCUCCAACUUGUCCUGGACCACGAAGUGCGCAUGCUGUAUGUGCAACGCCCGCUGGAGGAGGCAAACUAUUCCUGUUUGGGGGCGAGUUUUCCUCGCUUCACCAAACAUCAUUCCACCACUAUGGCGAUUUCUGGGCAUUCGACGUGGGGACUCAUAGCUGGGAUCGGAUUGAGACCAAGAUUCGGCCAAGUCCUCGCUCGGGACACCGGAUGGCGAUGUGGAAGCACUACGUCGUUCUUUUCGGAGGAUUCUAUGAUCCAGGGAUUACCACGCGCUACCUGAACGAUCUCUGGGUUUUUGAUACCCAAGAAUACACUUGGAAGCAGGUGGAAUUCAAAGAGACGGAGCUGAGGCCAUCCCCUAGAAGCGGAUUCUCGUUUUUACCUUGUCCGGAGGGCAUCUUGUUGCACGCAAGUUCUCGGCUCAUGCUCUAUCUGGAAGGCGGCUAUUGCAAACAAUAUUCGAAAGGGAAGCGACCUGUGGGUGUCAUGUUGGAAGAUACGUGGCUAUUGAAGUUGUCCAUUCCCGAAGCAUCCGAAGCCGCUACUUCCUCGUCGAAGGCCCAAACGUCCAAGGCAACGCCGUCUGCCUCGAAGUCCAAUAAAGGGAACAAAGGCGCAUCGAAAGGCACCCCACUGAACCUGAAUGUGAAGUGGGAAAGGAGGAAAAGGCCCAGUGACGCGUUCGCGCCGAGCUUGCGGAGUGGGUGCACGAUGGCAUUGUGGAGUGCAAAAGGGAUGGGCGUGAUGUUCGGGGGAGUCACGGACGAGGAUAAGAACGAAGAGGUGUUGGAGAGUGUCUUUCACAACGAUCUAUUUGGAUACCAAAUAUCAGGGAAGGGUCGUUGGAUCAGUUUGAACCUGAAACAACCAAAGGCGAAGGGGAAGAAAAAGAAGAAAGACGCGAAGAAGAAUAGCAACAACCAAGACUCCGGGGAUGAAAACGACGAGGCGAGCUCCUUCGCUAUAUUCCUGCUAUUGAAAAUCCUGAUAAGCCUUCUCAGGGGCAUCAACCACCGGCACCACCGAACGGCGAUGCGUCGAAGCUACGGUGGUAUCCUCGAGAAGGGAAGCAAAGAGUACACCUUGGACGACUUCUACUCCCUCCAGCUCGAUAAAUUGGAUCGGUUUACAUGCCUCAAACCUUUGUCGUUCGAGAUUCCGGCUGGGGAGGGCGAGAGUAGCAGUGAGGACGACGACGACGACGACGAUGACGAGGACAGCGAGGACGAAGACUUGGACAACGGGGAGUUCGACGAUGAGUCUGAGCAUGGAGAAAAUGCGGUUGAUAACGACGACGACGAUGACGAGGCGGGAGAGGAGGCAGAGGUCGAUGACGGAAGCGAAGGAGACGACGAGCUCGAUGCAGACGAUAAACCUGUGAAAGAAAAGGUCGACCGCAAGCAGAAACGCAAAGACAAGAAAGACAAGAAGAAAGCCGCCCUGGAGGAAGCUGCUAGUGUUGCUAUCGAGGAGCUGAAGGAGGAAGUUUCGGAGCUCCGCCAGCAGGCCUCGUCGUUUAUGAACAGCGCGAAGGAUCCAGGGAGGAACGCGGAGGAGGCGCUGAGCACGCCGUUGCCUGGUGAGACGCUGGCGAUGUUCUAUGCGAGGUCUCGUGACUACUGGACGCAGAAAGCGAUGCAGCAAGACGAAGGCGACAACCAGGGCAAGGAAUUGCGCAGGGUUGGGUUUGCGUUGGCGGAAGAGCGAUAUGAAUCGUACAAACCGCUAUUGGAAGAAGUCGAAAAGAUCUUGGCUGAAGCGGGAUUGAACGAGGAGGAAAUGAGGAUGAGUGCCCAGGCUGGUGCUGCCCACAUGGCGGGACAGGGUCAGAGCCGGAAUCGACGAUAG
Coprinopsis cinerea okayama7#130 is the source of this 2268-nucleotide messenger RNA. RefSeq lists its product as hypothetical. Gene Ontology annotation, molecular function: protein binding. The record is from RefSeq and is a predicted model, not a curated record. Lineage: Eukaryota; Fungi; Basidiomycota; Agaricomycetes; Agaricales; Psathyrellaceae. The transcript is spliced from 12 exons. The coding region runs from base 1 to 2268 and encodes 755 amino acids.